AUGUCCCAGAAAACAAUGGAAGUGGUGAAGAAUUUGGACAUCAAAAGAUACAUGGGAAGGUGGUACGAGAUAGCUUCAUUCCCAUCAAGGUUUCAGCCAAGGAAUGGGGUGAAUACAAGGGCUACCUAUACUUUGAAUGAAGACGGAACAGUGCAUGUGCUUAACGAGACUUUCACUGAUGGCAAAAGAGGGUUUAUAGAAGGCACUGCGUACAAGGCGGAUCCCCAGAGUGAUGAGGCAAAGCUGAAGGUGAAAUUCUAUGUUCCUCCUUUCUUGCCCAUCAUUCCCAUCGUUGGAGAUUACUGGGUUUUGCACCUUGAUGAUGAUUAUCAGUAUGCUCUCAUUGGUCAGCCUAGCAGGAAUUAUCUUUGGGUAUUGUGCAGGCAAACACAUAUGGAUGAUGAAAUCUACAAUCAGCUGGUGCAGAAGGCUAAAGAUGAGGGCUAUGAUGUGAGUAAAUUGCAGAAGACCCCACAAAGCGAUCCUCCACCUGAAGGAGAUGACACUCCCAAGGACUCCAAAGGCAUUUGGUGGAUCAAAUCCCUUUUAGGCAUGUAGGAAAUUAAGAAAAUGUUUGUAUUCAUGGUUUCGUGGGACGCAUGAAAAUAUAUAUUCCAUAUCUUGUCUUUGCUUUGGAAAGAUAUAGGUCGGUUUUCAUGCUUUAUCCAUUUAAAAGGUCACCUAAUUCCAUAUCUUAUUCAAGCGUAA
Messenger RNA from Gossypium arboreum, 708 nucleotides. Its product is annotated as temperature-induced lipocalin-1. Lineage: Eukaryota; Viridiplantae; Streptophyta; Magnoliopsida; Malvales; Malvaceae. The record is from RefSeq and is a predicted model, not a curated record. The transcript is spliced from 2 exons. Bases 1 to 558 code for a protein of 185 amino acids.